Penicillium cosmopolitanum is the source of this 2358-nucleotide messenger RNA. RefSeq names its product beta-glucosidase. Gene Ontology annotation, molecular function: beta-glucosidase activity. Gene Ontology annotation, biological process: glucan catabolic process. The record is from RefSeq and is a predicted model, not a curated record. NCBI's taxonomy places the organism in Eukaryota, Fungi, Ascomycota, Eurotiomycetes, Eurotiales, Aspergillaceae. The transcript is spliced from 8 exons. The coding region runs from base 1 to 2358 and encodes 785 amino acids.
AUGUUGUCUCAAGGAAAGAUUGGAGUUGCUUUGGCAAUUCUGUCUAUGUGUGGAUUGGGUCAUACGGAAGAGAAUAUCACUUCGGAUACUCACUUUUAUGGCCAGUCUGAGCCCGUCUAUCCUUCUCGGCAAGGGGACCGGGACUGGGCUGAUGCAUACGCAAAGGCGGCAGAGCUAGUAGCUCAACUAACACUGGAAGAGAAGAAUAAUCUUACCUAUGGAAUCGCAACAACCGAAAAUGGUUGCUCUGGAAAUAUUCCAGCUAUCCCCCGAGUGGGAUUUACUGGAAUGUGUCUUCAAGACGCUGGUCAGGGAGUUCGUUUUACCGAUUUUGUUAACAGCUACCCCAGUGGUAUCCAUGUCGGAGCGAGCUGGAAUAAGACUCUCGCGCACGAUCGUGCCUGGCAUAUGGGUGGAGAGUUUAGGAAGAAAGGUGUUCAGGUCGCUUUAGGACCUGUCGUAGGUCCCCUGGGGCGAGUGGUAACGGGUGGUCGAAACUGGGAAGGUCCUUCUAAUGACCCUUACUUGGGGGGCGUGAUGGGCGCAGAAUCUGUCCGAGGUCUUCAAGACCAAGGAGUGAUCUCAAGUGUGAAGCAUUUCAUUGCAAAUGAGCAAGAGCUUUACCGAAACCCUACCCUUGACGCCGAGAACCGGACUGUACAAUCGAUUUCGAGCAACAUUGAUGACAAAACAAUGCACGAGCUAUACCUUUGGCCAUUCCAAGACGCACUCAAAGCAGGAGCAGCAAAUAUUAUGUGCUCAUACAACCGCAUCAACAACUCUUAUGCCAGUCAGAACAGUAAGACAUUGAAUGGUAUUCUCAAGACUGAGCUUGGGUUUGAAGGAUUUGUUGUUACCGACUGGGAUGCACAGCACGCUGGCGUUGCGGCAGCUAAUGCUGGGCUUGAUAUGGCUAUGCCGGAUGGCCAAACAUUUUGGGGCAACAACUUCACUGAAGCCUUUAAGAAUGGAAGCGUUUCGGAAGCUCGUUUGAAUGAUAUGGCAACCAGAAUCAUCGCAUCUUGGUACAAACUUGGCCAGGAUGAGUCGAGCUACCCCAAGCCUGGAGUUGGAAUGCCAUACAACCUCAGCGAGCCUCAUGAUAUCGUCAACGCAUUGACUGCAGAUGCCAGACCUGUUCUCUUUGAAGGUGCGGUGGAAGGUCAUGUUCUUGUCAAGAAUGUGAACAAGUCACUGCCUUUACGGUCACCAAAAUUGUUAUCUGUGUUCGGAUACGAUGCCAAAGCCCCUGAUGCUUACAUGCCAAACGGGCAGAGCAUCCUCACCAACGCUUGGGCAAUUGGCUUCGAACCAGCAAUCUCCCAUUUCUCGGAGCUUUCUUUUGCUGCGACGGUCAUUAAUGCCCCGUACUAUAGCCAAGUUGCCUUCAAUGGCACCUUGAGUGUUGGCGGCGGUUCAGGUGCAAGCGCUGGUCCUUAUCUGAGCGCACCUCUUGAUGCGCUGCAGCAACGAGCCUACGAAGAUGGAACGGCGUCCGAUGCGUGUCUUGUUUUCAUCAAUGCGUUCGCUACAGAGGGUUCCGACCGUGCUGGAGCAUACGAUGACUAUUCAGAUGGACUUAUUAACCAAGUUGCAACCACAUGUGCCAACACGAUCGUUGUUAUCCACAACGCUGGUACUCGUCUGGUGGAUCAAUUCGCGGAUCAUCCUAAUGUCACUGCUAUCAUUUUCGCACACCUUCCCGGCCAAGAUUCCGGCCGAGCUCUUGUUUCUCUGCUAUAUGGCGAUGAGAAUUUCAGUGGCAAGCUUCCUUACAGUGUGGCCAAGAAUGAAUCCGACUAUGAGAAUUUCUUCCAUGUCGGGGCGACUACUCCAUAUGGUCUUUUCCCACAAGAUGACUUUGAGGAAGGCGUUCUGACUGACUAUCGUUACUUCGAUGCGAAGAAUAUCACUCUUCGAUAUGAGUUUGGUUUCGGUCUCUCCUAUACUUCCUUUGAGUUCUCGGGUCUUGAAAUUUCCUCUGUCGAGGAUGGCAUUGCCGCGUAUCCUAGUGGUGCCAUUGAACAAGGUGGUGCGAUUGAUCUAUGGGAUAUCGUCGCCACUGUCAAGGCUACUGUCCAGAACACUGGGGAUCGAACAGGCGCAGAAGUUGCCCAGAUUUAUAUUGGUAUUCCGAAUGGGCCCGUGAAACAGCUUCGUGGAUUCGACAAAGUCAAGAUUCCGGCGGGUAAAUCUGUUCAAGUAUCCUUCCCUCUCACUCGUCGUGAUCUCAGCAGUUGGGAUGUGGUUGCCCAGAAAUGGCAGUUGCAGAGUGGAAGCUAUGAUGUCUUUGUUGGCUCCUCCAGUCGUAAUCUUCCUCUGAGAAGUACUCUUAACAUUGUGGCUGACGAUAAAUGA